This is a messenger RNA of Teleopsis dalmanni, 420 nucleotides long. Its product is annotated as secreted RxLR effector protein 161-like. NCBI's taxonomy places the organism in Eukaryota, Metazoa, Arthropoda, Insecta, Diptera, Diopsidae. The coding region runs from base 1 to 420 and encodes 139 amino acids. The record is from RefSeq and is a predicted model, not a curated record. The transcript has a single exon.
AUGGCUGACAGUAAGACGGUGUCAAUACCAUUGGAUUGUAAUCAAAAUCUUGAUGAUUUUGUAAGUGAUCAACAUGAUACAACGUUCGCAUAUACUGAAGCUGUUGAAAGUCGUAUAUAUUUGUCGGUUGGUACAAGACCCGAUAUAAGUUAUGCAGUUGGUGUCGUUAGUCGAUAUUUAGAGCGACCGAGUGCAGCAGAUGUAAAAGCAGUUAAGCGUAUUUUAAGAUACAUUAAAGGAACAGUAAAGGCAAGUAUUCUUUACAAAGCUAGUCAAAAUUUUGUUUUUGUUGGUUAUAGUCACGUAGAUUAUGCGGGCGAUAGUGAAACAAGAAGAUCAACAAGUGGAUAUGUUUAUCUUUUGGGUUUUGGUGUCAUCAGUUGGGCGUCAACAAGACAAAAAUCAGUAUCGACAUUGUAA